CACACUUCUGCAGCACAUAAACAUACCACCCACCUCACGCGCCAUCUUCUAAGCUAAUAACCGGGCCAGAUUAAAACAUUGUGUGAAAAACACCUCGGUGCAGUUUAGUGUCGAAACACACACACACACAAUACUGAGCAAUGAGUGACAUUGAAGAUGGAAAUUACGAAGGACGGGGGUCACGCUCCCCAUCUAAAUCGGACCAUGGGAGUCCAACUCGGGACAAGUCGGAAAGCAGGUCCGGCUCCCCGAGCCCAUCCCGGGCCUCCAAACGCUCUGAGUCCAGAUCCCGCUCUCGAUCAAAAUCUAGGUCUCGUUCUAGGCGGCACUCAAACCGCCGCUAUAGCCGCUCACGCUCUCGGUCCUAUUCCCACCGGAGGAAGUCCCGUUCUCGCUCCUACAGCCCUGAAUACCGCCGCAGGAGGAGCCAGAGCACUUCCCCUAUGUCCAACCGGCGCCGUCACACUGGCAGCAGGAGCCAUGACUUGACAAAAGAAGCAUACAGUCAUGGCGGUGAUGCUGACGUUAGGGCGAACCCAGACCCCAGCACAUGUCUUGGGGUGUUUGGCUUAAGCCUGUACACCACAGAGCGUGACCUGAGGGAGGUGUUUUCACGCUAUGGUCCUCUGGCAGGGGUCAAUGUGGUGUACGACCAGCGCACGGGUCGCUCCCGUGGCUUUGCCUUUGUUUACUUUGAGAGACUCGAGGAUUCCAAAGAGGCAAUGGAACGAGCCAAUGGCAUGGAGCUGGAUGGCAGGCGCAUCAGAGUGGAUUAUUCCAUUACCAAACGUCCCCAUACCCCCACACCAGGAAUAUAUAUGGGCCGACCAACUCACAAUGGAGGCGGCGGCGGCGGCGGCGGCGGCGGCGGCGGUGGUGGUGGUGGUGGCGGCGGCGGUAGUAGCAGGAGGGGGGGAGACUCAUACUAUGACCGCGGUGGCUAUGACCGCUAUGACAGAUACGACGACUACAACUAUAGGUACAGUCGCAGACGCUCUCCAUCGCCCUACUACAGUCGAUACAGGUCUCGCUCACGGUCUCGCUCCUACAGCCCACGGCGAUACUAAGUUGCUUCUACUUCUUUCAACGUUCAGCUUCCCUCCAAUAAUUGAUGGUGUGUGUGAUUCAUCAAGGUGUUUCCGAGGGGAACAUUUUGAAUUGGCAUGUCUAUAUCAAAAGAACUCUUAAGUUUGAGAUAGUUCUUGUUUACAUGCAGUAGAUGUCUUAAUUUUUAGACGUUUUCAUGCAUUUGUGUUGAGUGUGGGCAAAGAACGCAACAACUUGUUACUGUUGCUUCAUUCUUGGGCAUCCUUCCUUCUUUUCCUCUCCAUCUUCUAAAGCAAUGAUUAAUUUUUUUCUGUCAAGUAAUUGUUAGUUUUUUUUUUUUUUUUACACUGAUCACUGUUAAUGUGGUUUUUGUCAUAAUAGGGAAAGAAAACUGAGUUCUAGCAAAUAAUGGUGACGCUUAAAUUUACAACCUGUAUUAAGUAAGUAAAUACAAUAUUAUGAAAAAUUACAGAUUAUUCAAACACCAUUUGAGCUAACUGGUAAGUAGCAGGUAAAAUGGGCUGUUAAAAGAAGUGUUCCCAGUAAUGAGGUUGGUUCUGUGCUCACAUUCAGUCACUGAUUUUUUUUUUUUAAGUCAUUUGAGUUUCUCCAGAGUUUUAUUAUUGUGUAUUACAUUUUUUUUAUUGUUUCUUUGUAUGGAAAUACAAAUAUAUGAAAACUC
Molecule: messenger RNA, 1729 nt
Organism: Larimichthys crocea (large yellow croaker)
Lineage: Eukaryota; Metazoa; Chordata; Actinopteri; Sciaenidae
Gene: tra2a
Product: transformer 2 alpha homolog
Exons: 9
Coding region: 141-1067 (308 amino acids)
Molecular function (GO): RNA binding
Source: RefSeq, a predicted model, not a curated record